Molecule: messenger RNA, 1194 nt
Organism: Cyanidioschyzon merolae strain 10D
Lineage: Eukaryota; Rhodophyta; Bangiophyceae; Cyanidiales; Cyanidiaceae
Product: similar to cyclin E2
Exons: 1
Coding region: 1-1194 (397 amino acids)
Biological process (GO): regulation of cyclin-dependent protein serine/threonine kinase activity; mitotic cell cycle phase transition
Cellular component (GO): cyclin-dependent protein kinase holoenzyme complex; nucleus; cytoplasm
Molecular function (GO): cyclin-dependent protein serine/threonine kinase regulator activity
Source: RefSeq, a predicted model, not a curated record
AUGCUGGUUGAAACGAAGGGAUCUGAAUGGGACGACGCUGGGCUUGUGUUUUUCGAGCGAGAGCGCCGCGUUCGUUUUCUCUAUGCCAAUGUCGCUGAACGCUUCUGUUUUCCGCAGCAGUACGCGUUCUAUCGCGGGCAAGUGGUCGAGUGGAUGUUGGAUGCCGGCGAGGUGCUGCGCCUCGAGAGAAGUACCGUGCAUAGCGCCGUCAGUUGUUUCGACGAGUAUUUCGCGCGAAACAAGGGCGUGUCGUGCAACGUGUGGCAACUGCUGGCGAGCGCGUGUAUCCUAGUGGCGGCAAAGUGUGAAGAGACGGAGAGCGACCCGGCGGUCUUGCACAAGUUACAUGCAUUGAAUGCGGGCUUCUACUCCAAGUCAGCUAUCGUGCGCAUGGAGCAGGAGCUGUUGCGUAUACUCGAAUGGGACGUCGUCCGAGUGUCUGCAAUUCCAUUUAUCUAUUAUUUUAUGGAAAUCGACAUGACGUCCACAAUGGAUACUCCGAUGCAUGAUGGGUGGGUUUGCUUGUCGGGGAAGCAAGGCAGUGAGCCAGCGAGAAGCAAAGGCGUAUCCACACAGGCGGAUCGGCGUCAGGGUCGCAGUCCGCUCGCGUACGCCCUCCUUGCCGAGUCGUUGCGUUUCGCGGAUAUCGCCUUGCGAGCUUCCUCUAUCGCGCUUUCGUAUCGGCCAUCAGUCGUCGCAGCAGCGAGCAUUCUGUGUGCGAGCCAUCAACUGCCCGGUUCGAUCGAGGCGGGCCUCCGUUUGGGUCAGUUUCUAUCCGAUGCAGCGAGUGAUGUGCAGGCAUGCCUGGCAGGGAUCGAGGAUUUGUGUCAACACCAGGUUUCGCGACGCCCUAUCCUGUCCUCAGUGAAAUCGUCCCAGUCGCCUCGUUCUGUCAUGGAGCUUGCGGCGUACCUCGAAAGGACUGCCGCAUCCCAGGAGAACAUCUCUGGAGACGCACAUGAAGACUCGUAUUUGCUCUCAUCUGAAAGCUUGUUCUUUGAUCGCACUUUCUAUCCUUCUGGGGCCCCGAAGAAGCGUCCACGUCUCUGCAUGCCGCCACCAGUUGUUCCGUUUCGUGGAGGUGGCGAUGGUGAUCAUGAGACGUCAGGCCUCGGAUUAUCGUCAUCGUCGUCGGCCCUUGUACCUGAAGAAGUUGAUGUCAUGUGCUCGGAGGAACUGGAUGACGCGUUGUAG